AUGGAGGAAGAUUUGAAGAAGCAAGGCGAGGCCAUUGAAGACAAUAGGAGAGCGAUACACUUUACCAAAGUUUCUACCAAGGAGAUGGACAAUCACUUAGAUGAGAAGAUCUCAAGUCUUGAUAACAACCUCGAUGGCACCACCAAGAGUCUCAAUUCAAUAACAGCAGUAGCUCAUCAAGCUAAGAGGGAGGUAGCCGAAGUAACCCUAAAGGAGAGGCAAUGUUACUCGACGAUGCUUACAUUGGUGGAAGGGCAAAAACAAGUGAAGGCACAAAUCCGAGAUUUACACAUCUCUCUAGACAAGAGGAGCCAAGAUAUUCAAAGAAGAGCUAGAGGGCUUGAAGACAAAGUAGAUGGAGUCUCCAAGGAAGUCAAGGAUUUAACCACUCGCUUAGCCAACUUGGAAGAGAAGGUCUUGACCGAGCAAAGACGACCGUUCCUAAGCACAACCAUGCCGCGCCCGUCUUUACUAUAA
This is a messenger RNA of Microthlaspi erraticum, 477 nucleotides long. The record is from the annotation of a GenBank genome assembly. NCBI's taxonomy places the organism in Eukaryota, Viridiplantae, Streptophyta, Magnoliopsida, Brassicales, Brassicaceae.